GGUGCAUGCUCUCUUGCAGGUGUGGGUGGCACACCCUUUCCUUCUCUGGCCCCACCAAUCACGCUACUGGCGGAUGGAAAACAGCAGAUGGUGGUGGUCUGCCUGGUCCUUGAUGUUGCACCCCCUGGCUUUGACAGCCCCAUCUGGUUCUCAGCCGGCAACGGUAGUGCACUGGAUGCCUUCACCUAUGGCCCUUCCCCAGCAACGGAUGGCACCUGGACCAGCUUGGCCCAUCUCUCCCUGCCCUCUGAGGAGCUGGCAUCCUGGGAGCCUUUGGUCUGCCACACUGGGCCUGGGGCUGAGGGCCACAGCAGGAGUACACAGCCCCUGCAGCUGUCAGGAGAGGCUUCUACAGCCAGGACCUGCCCCUGGGAGCCUCUCAGGGGGAUGCCGGGCGGGGUCCUGUGGCUGGGGGUGCUGCGGCUGCUGCUCUUCAAGCUGCUGCUGUUUGACCUGCUCCUGACCUGUAGCCGCCUGCGCCACCCCGUGGGCCCACCGCCUUCCCCCGCAGCCGCCACCCGCCUUCGAGCCCUCGGCUCCCACCGACUGUACCUGGCCACGGAGACUGGGGGAUGAGAGGCCACCAGUUCACCCAGGCCCCAGCCUCAGGACCAUGGCUGGAGUGACACCCCUCUGGGUCGGAAGCCUGGGAGCCCAGUCUGGGAGGAGGGGUCUUACCUCAGCAGAUACCCCACCUGCCCAGCACAGGCCUGGUGCUCAAGAUCUGACCUCAGGAUUCCUUCCUCGAGUCUUGGAGCAUUUUUUGCAUGUGACCUGCCUCCUCCUCUGCAGGCUGGAGCUGCCUGAGGGCACAGCUCUACCUCCUCCAGGCCACCCCUCCACCCCCCAGAAUGGUGAUCCACCCAGUUACGGGGGUAUUUAGGGAGCAGAUGACUGAGAACAUUAAAAAAGAACUUAAAUGACAUAGCAAAUGAGAAAUGUUUGAAUUCAUGUCUAUCCUGGGAGGAGGGAAUUUGGCAGAGUUAGAAGUAGGAGAAAUCCAGGAAGGUUCCCUUGAGGAAGAGGGCUUCCUGAGACAGAACUUGGGAACUACAGAGUGGGGCUGGUGGUUGGGAAGGCAGCUGUCCCACGGCUGUCUCCUCGCCCCACAGCAAGUGGGGAGGCCCCCUCUUCUCCUUACCCUGGCCCAACCUCUGUGAGAGAUCAGGGCAGAGAGCCCAGGAACCCAGGAAGGUGGAUGCUGGAUCGAUGUGAACUCUUGUACAGACUCGACAGAGGUGAACAGGGCCAGGGUUUCCGGGGAACAGGAUCGUUUUCAAUGCCAAGAGUAUGAGGUAUUAAUUCCAAACUUACAGUUUAUUAAUCAAUUAAGAGUCAUUAUUCAUUUAACAAAUAUUCUUUGAGCAUCAACCCUGAGCCAGGUAGUAAAGAGGCUUGGCUUUUUUGGUUUGGUUGUUUCCUAAAGAAGAUUCUUACAUUGAUCGAGUAUGAGGCUUCCACAGUAGAGCAUAACGUGUGUGUCCCCUGCUUGCCCAGUGCUGGCUGCAAAUCCAGCCUUUCCCAAGGGUUCUCCGCUAGUAAUCACUCCAAGAGACUCUGGGUGCUCUCAUGU
Molecule: messenger RNA, 1573 nt
Organism: Chlorocebus sabaeus (green monkey)
Lineage: Eukaryota; Metazoa; Chordata; Mammalia; Primates; Cercopithecidae
Gene: PTCRA
Product: pre T cell antigen receptor alpha
Biological process (GO): negative regulation of thymocyte apoptotic process
Source: RefSeq, a predicted model, not a curated record